This is a messenger RNA of Belonocnema kinseyi, 411 nucleotides long. RefSeq lists its product as uncharacterized. Gene Ontology annotation, molecular function: nucleic acid binding. The record is from RefSeq and is a predicted model, not a curated record. The transcript has a single exon. Bases 1 to 411 code for a protein of 136 amino acids. NCBI's taxonomy places the organism in Eukaryota, Metazoa, Arthropoda, Insecta, Hymenoptera, Cynipidae.
AUGCUACGAAAUUUUUUUGGUGCGAACAAUGAAUUAAAGAAACUAUCGAAGCAGGUAACUGAUAUGAUAAAACGCGAAAAGGUUCAACAAUUUUUGUUAACCAAGGAGGUUAAUUGGCGCUUCAUACUGCCGAGACCUCCUCACUUUGGAGGAGUCUUGGAGGCUGCAGUAAAAUCUUUUAAACACCAUUUUGUUCGAAAAGCUGGAACCACAUUGCUCACGUAUGAACAGUUUCAUACAUAUGUCGUUGAGGUCGAAGUAAUCCUCAAUUCGCGUCCACUCACCUUAUUGUCACCCGAUCCAAACGAUAUCAUCUCACUCACCCCAGCUCAUUUCUUAAUUGAAAGUUCUUUGACUGCUUUACUGCAAGAAGAAUUACGCGUUGUUACAGAAUAUCGCCUAAACUGUUGA